CGUCCGACCGCCAAUUACACGUGCCCCUCAGGCACAUUUCACUUUAAUCGACUGCUACUAGCCUAGAUUGAGUGAAAUGCCUUGCUUCAAGUCCCUUUCAUCAUUGUCACUGACACCACCAUCACUACUACUACCACCACCACCACCAUCAUCAUCAUCAUCCAUCAUCCAUCAUCACCUCUUACCACCCCUUCUCUUCUUUAAAAACAAUUAUCUUUCAAUGCUCAUUGUACACCUCCACUCGAUUCAAAAUGCUGCUGCUCUUUCCACCUUACCUCUCGCUCCAAACUCUCCGCGUAUCUCCCCCUCCCCCGCCACCCCCCACACCGAACUCUGGCCGCACGCAGGUAUGAGUAUCUAUGGUCCUGCCUGCACUUAGGGCGAUCCAAAAAGAAAGUCAUUUCUGCCUGAAAAUUGCCACCCCUCAUCGACCGAUGGAUCACCGUUUUGUCGACAUCGGAAAUAGAUAGACUGGGUGGUGAUUUGCGAUGAUACUGAGUAUGAUAGUCACUACCUCAGGGACAUCAAAGUAAAAAGC
Molecule: messenger RNA, 538 nt
Organism: Aspergillus fijiensis CBS 313.89
Lineage: Eukaryota; Fungi; Ascomycota; Eurotiomycetes; Eurotiales; Aspergillaceae
Exons: 1
Coding region: 77-379 (100 amino acids)
Source: RefSeq, a predicted model, not a curated record